UAUUAGAAUUGAUAUGUGGAAAUAUUAGAAUUGAUAUGUGAAAAUAUUAGAUUGAUAUGCAUAUAUUCUUAGGAUCUGUAAUUAGUGAUAUGAUUUUAUUCUUUCCCUAGUUAAGUGAUCUUUUUAUUUACUUUCCUUGAUUAUAGGAUUCUCUUCCCUAUAAUCAAUCCUCUUCUUUGUAUAAAUUAGGGCUUGUAUUUUUCAAUUGAGAAAAAAACAAUUCAGAAUUUCUAACAUGGUAUCAGAGCCUGACUCUAAACCCCUAGCUCUUCUCUAUCCUCCCUCACCAAAUCUCUCCAGCAACUAUGUCUAAACCUAUUGAAACCCUUCCAGUUGAUUCCUCACCUUUAGAUGGGUCAUCACAUCCUUCUCACUCGAGUGUCACAAAUCAUCCUAACCUUCCUCAAGUCCUUGAUAGUUCUCCUCUCCCAAUCACCUCUCAUAAGCUCAACGGCCACAACUACCUGCCUGCUGAUUGGAAACCCAAACCCCAUACUGAUCAAUCCCGUGCUAAUGUGGCUGCAACCUCUGAAACAUCACCAAAUGAAGUCAGUCCUUUCUCAAAAAUUCAGCUUGAGGCGCUACAAAAGCUUUUUGGGCAGAUAUCUGUUGCACAACAGUCAAUCCCACCUUCCGCUGAAGCACAUGUUAGUAUGAUGAGUCAUCAAGGUUGUGGGCUCGGAGAAGGUGAUUGGCAGUGCUGAAAUUUGCGAUGGUCUCUAUAUUCUAAAAAACACUCCUGAAAAUAAACAUUUCCCCAAGUCAAAUUAUGGUUUCAAUUCUGUUUCUGUCUCCAAUGAGAGUCUAGUCAUGUUGUGGCAUUUUCGCCUUGGACAUCCAAAUUUUGUUUAUCUUGAAAAACUAUUUCCUGGUUUAUUUAUCAAUAAAAAACCCAAGUUUUUUCAUUGCGAAGUGUGUCAACUUGCAAAACAUACUCGAAGUAUUUAUUCAAGCAAUCCUUACAAACCUUCUCAACCUUUUUCGUUGAUACAUAGUGACAUUUGGGGGCCUUCAAGGGUGAAAAAUGUUAAUGGUUCUAGAUGGUUUGUAUCCUUCA
Molecule: messenger RNA, 1057 nt
Organism: Ipomoea nil (Japanese morning glory)
Lineage: Eukaryota; Viridiplantae; Streptophyta; Magnoliopsida; Solanales; Convolvulaceae
Exons: 2
Coding region: 306-704 (132 amino acids)
Source: RefSeq, a predicted model, not a curated record